CGAAGAGGUUGGAGGUUUCCGCCUUGCACUCCGGAAUUAUCAUCACGCCGCUUGUUCUCGGCCAUUUUUUUUACCAGUACAGGCUCCUCGAAACAGUAAUUGCAAGACAGCCCCGCUAUUUCUGUAAAUUCAUACGGAAUACGCCACUACUGCCAGAACUAAGAAGCAGUGAUGUCAGACUUCAUUGAGAGUGAGGCUGAGGAGUCAGAGGAGGAGUUUGAAGAGAAGGAGCUAAAACCCAAAAAGACCCAGAGAUUUAUGGAAGAAGAUGAUGAAGAGGAGGAAGAAGACACAGAGGAUCAGGAUGAACAGGGAAAUUUACGUGGACUUAUUGAUGAUGGGGAUGAGGAGGAGGCCGAAGAAGAAGAACCUCAACGAAGUGCAAGUGGAGGGGGGAGUGACUCAGAGGAAGAAGUAAGGCAUCGGCGUAAAAAGCGAAAUUACGACGACUAUCUGGACGAUGAUGACCUUGACCUAAUUGAAGAAAACCUGGGUGUUAAAGUGAAAAGAAGGAAAAAGAAAUAUGACCGUGUAAAAAUACUGGAUGAAGAAGACGACGACGAGAAAGACCUUAUCGCAGAUGAGAUCUUUCAUGGGGAUGGAGAGGGGGAGCUGGAGGAAGGCGAGGCUGUUGAUGAGCCCCUCCAACAGGCUGAUGAUGAUGAAGAAGGAGAGGAUGAGGAAUCAGAUAUAGAUGAUUUUAUCGUUGAUGAUGAUGGUCAGCCCAUCACUAAAAAAAGGGGCAAGAAGUUCUCAGGAUACACAGAUGCUGCUCUCCAAGAAGCCCAGGAGAUUUUUGGUGGAGACUUUGACUUUGCUGACUUUGAUGCAGAUGCUUAUGACCAAGGGGAGGAAGAAGAGGAAGACCAAGAUGAUGAAGGCUGGGACCGACCCAAGAAACAGACAAAGAGGCGCCUGGGAAGGAAGAGCAUCUUUGAGAUAUAUGAGCCCAGUGAGCUGGAGAGUAGUCACAUGACUGACCAAGACAAUGAGAUCCGCUCCACAGACAUGCCUGAGAGGUUCCAGUUGCGUUCCAUCCCUGUCAAACCUGCUGAGGAUGAUGAGCUGGAAGAGGAAGCAGAGUGGAUCUUCAGACAUGGCUUUUCCACACUUACUAUAUCUAUGCAGGAGAGUACAGAUUAUCUUGACAGAGGGACAACCACAAACUUCAGCAGGAAAGGCCCCAGCACAAUUGCAAAGAUCAAAGAGGCCCUCAACUUUAUGAGGAAUCAGCAGUUUGAGGUUCCAUUCAUAGCUUUUUACAGGAAAGAAUAUGUGGAACCAGAAUUAAACAUCAAUGACUUAUGGAAGGUGUGGCAGUGGGAUGAAAAGUGGACUCAACUGAAGACCCGAAAGCAGAAUCUGACACGGCUGUUCCAGAAGAUGCAGUCUUUCCAGUUUGAGCAGAUUUCUGCCGACCCUGACAAACCUUUGGCCGAUGGAAUCCGUCCUCUGGACACAGCUGACAUGGAGAGGCUGAAGGAUGUUCAAACGCUUGAAGAGUUGGGUGAUGUAUACAACCACUUUUUGCUUUACUAUGGUCGCGACAUCCCCAAGAUGCAAAAUGCUGCAAAAGCUAACAAGAAACGGCUGAAGAAGAUUAAAGUGUCAGAGGACGGUGAAGAGGAAGAAUUAGAGGUAGAGGAGGAAGAAGAACAGAAAGGACCUGACUUGAAGCUGGCGUCUCGUCGGGAUAUGUACAGCAUCUGUCAGAGCGUGGGACUUGAUGGCUUGGCUAAAAAGUUUGGCUUAACUCCAGAACAGUUUGGAGAAAAUCUUAGGGACAGUUACCAGCGUCAUGAGACGGAACAGUUCCCUGCUGAGCCCGUAGAGCUGGCCAAAGAUUACGUUUGCAGUCAGUUCUCUACUCCCGAAGCAGUGCUGGAAGGAACUAGGUACAUGGUGGCAAUGCAGAUUGCUCGAGAACCUCUGGUCAGGCAUGUUCUACGACAGACCUUUCAGGAGAGGGCCAAAAUCAACACUAAACCUACAAAGAAAGGCAAAAAGGAGGUAGAUGAGGCACAUUUUGCCUAUUCCUUCAAGUAUCUCAAGAACAAACCUGUAAAAGAGCUGAAUGGGGAUCAGUUCUUGAAGAUGUGCCUUGCAGAAGAUGAGGGACUGCUUUCCAUUGACAUCUGCAUCGACCUUAUCGGCGUCAAGGGAUAUGCUGGUGACCAGACAUAUUUUGAUGAGAUCAAACAGUUCUACUACAGGGAUGAGUUCAGUCACCAAGUGCAGGAGUGGAACAGGCAACGAACUUUAGCCAUAGAAAGAUCCCUGACCCAGUUCCUCUACCCUCAAAUGGCUAAAGAGCUCAAGAGCAAACUGAUCGCUGAGGCCAAGGAGAGCAUCGUCAGGUCCUGCUGCCGCCGGCUGUAUAACUGGCUUAAGGUGGCUCCUUACAGGCCAGAUCAGCAGGUUGAAGAAGACGAUGAUCUGAUGGAUGAAAGCCAGGGCAAAGGAAUUCGUGUACUGGGUGUUGCUUAUGCGCCUAGCAGGGAUACACCGGUUUUCUGUGCUCUAAUCAACGGCGAAGGAGAGGUUGGGGACUUCUUGCGUCUGCCUCACUUUAUGAAGAGGAGGAACGCCUUCAGGGAGGAUGAGCGAGAAAAGAAGGCCAAUGACAUUGAAAAUCUCAAGAAGUUUCUGUCCAGCAAAAAACCUCAUGUGGUGGCUGUCACAGGAGAAAAUCGAGACGCACAAAUGAUCAUGGAAGACAUCAAGAGGACAAUCAGCGAACUUGAGCAGGAGUCUUCUCUUCCUCCUGUGGGAGUGGAACUUGUUGACAAUGAACUGGCAACGUUGUAUAUGAACAGCAAGAAGUCGGAGGCUGAUUUUAGGGAUUACCCUCCCUUGCUUCGCCAGGCUGUGUCAAUAGCUAGGAAGAUCCAGGAUCCUCUGGUGGAGUAUGCUCAGGUCUGCAGCACAGAUGACGAUAUUCUCUGCCUCAAACUUCAUCCACUACAGGAACAUGUAGGGAAGGAGGAUUUACUCUCUGCUCUUUACUGUGAAUUCAUCAACCGGGUCAAUGAGGUUGGAGUGGAUGUAAACAGGGCCAUCGCUCAUACUCAUACUCAGAGCCUGGUCCAGUACGUGUGUGGUUUGGGGCCCAGAAAGGGCUCCCAUCUGCUGAAGAUUCUAAAGCAGAACAACACUCGGCUAGAAAACAGAACCCAGUUGGUCACCAUGUGCCACAUGGGGCCUAAGGUUUUUAUCAACUGUGCUGGUUUCAUCAAGAUUGACACGGCAUCCCUUGGGGACAGUACGGACUCGUACAUUGAGGUUCUCGAUGGCUCACGUGUCCACCCUGAAACGUAUGAAUGGGCUCGUAAGAUGGCUGUGGAUGCCCUAGAGUACGACGAGUCGGCGGAGGAUGCCAACCCAGCCGGGGCUCUGGAAGAAAUCCUGGAAAAUCCAGAACGUCUCAAAGAUUUGGACUUGGAUGCUUUUGCGGAAGAGCUUGAAAGACAGGGUUAUGGAAACAAAGGAAUUACUCUGUAUGAUAUUCGUGCAGAGCUGAGCUGCAGGUACAAAGACCUGAGGGUUUCCUACAGAGUGCCCAACACUGAGGAGGUCUUCAACCUACUCACCAAGGAGACUCCAGAAACCUUUUAUAUCGGUAAGCUGAUCACCAGUGUAGUAACGGGCAUUGCUCAUAGACGACCUCAGGGAGAAAGCUAUGACCAGGCCAUUCGCAACGAUGCUACUGGGCUGUGGCAGUGUCCCUUCUGCCAGCAGGACAACUUCCCUGAACUUAGCGAGGUGUGGAAUCACUUUGACAGCGGUUCAUGUCCAGGUCAGGCCAUUGGAGUGAGGUGCAGAUUAGAUAACGGAGUCCAAGGAUUUAUUCCGACUAAAUUUCUCAGUGACAAAGUGGUCAAACACCCUGAAGAGAGAGUAAAGGUGGGAAUGACAGUUCACUGCCGCAUCAUGAAAAUCGACAUUGAGAAAUUCAGCGUUGACCUCACGUGUCGCACCUCGGAUCUGAUGGACAAAGCAAAUGAGUGGAAACUUCCCAAGGACAGUUACUAUGACUUUGACACAGAGGCCGAAGACCAAAAACAUGACGAGGAACUCAAAAAGAAACAGCAGCGCACACCUUAUAUAAAGCGUGUGAUUGCCCACCCUAACUUCCACAAUAUAAGUUUCAACCAGGCAGAGAAGAUGAUGGAGACCCUGGACCAGGGCGACUUGAUCAUCAGACCCAGCAGCAAAGGAGAGAACCACCUUACAGUCACCUGGAAAGUGGCUGAUGGCAUCUAUCAACAUGUUGAUGUGAGAGAAGAAGGCAAAGAAAACGCAUUCAGCUUAGGGCACACGCUCUGGAUCAAUACUGAGGAGUUUGAAGAUCUGGAUGAAAUUACUGCUCGGUACAUUCAGCCAAUGGCAUCAUUUGCCCGGGAUCUACUUGGACAUAAGUAUUUCCAGGACUGCAAUGGAGGCAGCAAAGAGAAAAUGGAGGAGUUAUUGGUCAGGACAAAGAGGGAGAAGCCGACUUUCAUUCCAUACUUUGUUUCAGCUUGUAAAGAUCUGCCAGGAAAGUUCCUACUGGGUUACCAGCCUCGUGGAAAACCACGGGUUGAGUAUGUCACCAUCACCCCAGACGGCUUCCGCUACCGUUCCCAGAUAUUUCCCACAGUCAACGGACUUUUCCGUUGGUUUAAGGACCAUUACCAAGAGCCUGUACCAGGCGUCACUCCUAGCAACAGCAGCCGAACAAGGACACCUGCCUCCCUCAACGCCACCCCAGCCAACAUCAACAUUGCAGAUUUGACCCGAGCCGUCAAUGCCCUUCCACGCAACAUGACAUCGCAGAUGUUCAAUGCCAUUGCUGCGGUCACAGGCCAGGGCCAGAACCCCAACACCACCCCUGCACAGUGGGGCUCCAGCCAGUACGGCUAUGGUGGAAGCACAGGAGGUGGAGGAGGGAGCUCGUCUGCUUAUCAUGUAUUUGCUACACCUCAGCAGCCGAUAGCGACUCCCAUGAUGACUCCGAGCUAUUCCUACACCACACCGAGUCAGCAAACCCUGGGCACGCCGCAGUACCCCGGCUCCACCCCGCAGUCUUCGCACUCUCACGCACAUUCUCACCCACACGGAAGCCACAUGCCACACCACAGCCACCACGGCCAUCACAGCAGCCACCAUGGCCAUUCGUCCAGCACUCCGUCAUCCUCCACCUCAUCCAGAGGACGGACACCACAGCAACAGCAGCAGCCGCAGCAGCCAAAGGCAAGCGGCAGCAAUGCGUCUGCGGUGGACUGGGGCAAGAUGGCGGAGCAGUGGUUGAAGGAGAAAGAAGCGGAGGGGCGGAAGAAAGGCCAGAGGAUGACACCGCGGCCGUCGCCCAGCCCCAUGAUCGAGAGCACGCCCAUGUCCAUUGCUGGAGAUGCCACGCCGCUGCUGGAUGAAAUGGACCGAUAGGACACAGAGGGGGGCGUCGUUACACCCCCUACCCACAUUCACCCUCUGUUCUGCUGCGUUGAGUCUGUAAUGCAACCCAUCAGCCCUUUCAUUCAGAAAGCCACUAGGUGGGGCCCGCUCCAAUCAGCUGACUGCCCAUCCAUGCUCACUUCACUUCCUGAUAGAUUAUCUACAGUUUAUCAGUUUGGCAUGAUGACCCAUCUCAGUCCUGUCCACCGGUUUCAUCUCCUCUCCUCCAGAUGAUGGCUCUGGUUACAUAGUAUUUUGUAUAGUAAAAAUAACACUGUAAAUGUCAUGCAGAGAUGUCAGUACAAUGACAAAAAACUUGAAAUAUCUGACAGCAGUUAGGAAAUAGGAAAUGGACCUACACAGACUUUGUCAGACAAGCUGUCCUGCUAUCUUUAUUUUUGUGAUUGCUUUUAGUUUAAUCCAUGAAUAGUUUGACAGGGGCACAGUUACGGUCUCCAGAAACCCACUGUCCUCUCCUGCGGUUGGUGGAUUUUUUGCGAGCAAUUGCCAAAAGCGCUUUGCCAAGCCAGUCAGAAAAGCGAAUUUUUGUAUGGAAUGCAUCAGAAAGAAUAAAGACAUUUUUUCUUUUCUGUUCGAA
Messenger RNA from Betta splendens (Siamese fighting fish), 6031 nucleotides. RefSeq names its product SPT6 homolog, histone chaperone and transcription elongation factor (gene supt6h). Gene Ontology annotation, cellular component: transcription elongation factor complex. Gene Ontology annotation, molecular function: nucleosome binding; DNA binding; histone binding. The coding region runs from base 172 to 5424 and encodes 1750 amino acids. Gene Ontology annotation, biological process: nucleosome organization; transcription elongation by RNA polymerase II; transcription elongation-coupled chromatin remodeling. The transcript is spliced from 37 exons. Lineage: Eukaryota; Metazoa; Chordata; Actinopteri; Anabantiformes; Osphronemidae. The record is from RefSeq and is a predicted model, not a curated record.